Cladocopium goreaui is the source of this 2287-nucleotide messenger RNA. NCBI's taxonomy places the organism in Eukaryota, Dinophyceae, Suessiales, Symbiodiniaceae. The record is from the annotation of a GenBank genome assembly.
AUGCAUUACACACCAGGAGGGCAAAGCGACGCAACAGUAGCUGCCACAGAUGAGGCUGCAAAGGCAAAUGUUUUGAGAGGUCUUGCAGAGCAACGGGCAAUGUACGCACAGGCAGUGGCUUCUCCAGUCACACCCAAAGACAGGAUCAGAAGAUCCAGCACGGCCCCCACACUCAGUGAUGCAGUGGCUGAACAGUCCAUUUUGGACCAGGGACAAAGUGAGAAGGAUCUCGGCACUGGUGGCAAUAGCACCCAGUCCCCACAAACGACAUGUACUGGGAACAAGCCAAAGAAGAGCACGCGCAAAGGAAAGAACCGCAAUGGCAAGAAGAAAUCUAAGAAGACACCUAAGAGCCAACCUGCCUCGCCGCAGCAGCAAGUUCCCGCUACUGCUGAGAAGAGAGAUUCAUUGCCUGCGCCCCCAACACCUGCCACAGAUGCCACCCAGCUUUACAUAGCACCCGUGCAGCCCCCCAAAGCAACAGCUGCCAAAGCAACAGCAGUGAAGGGUGCUGCCAAGCCUGCUGCCAAGCCUGCUGCCAAGCCCCCUCCUGCACCACCUCUUACACUGGUGAAACCUGAAGUGGAUAACGAACCACCGUCGUUGCCAGGCUUGAAAACCACGACCCCAACAAGUGUAAGACGGCAAGCAGCUGUGCAAAAGUCCCAGGAACAGAACCACAUGCACCGGGCGGAAACCCACCAGCAGCUUGGUAAGAGCCCACCACCUCCCGAAGCAAAUCCCAUUGACUCAGAGGAUGAGGAAUUUCCACUUCCUGAUGAUGAUUCGUUUUCCAAUCCAUCGGAGUUUGGUGAUUGGUUGGAUAUCGAUAUGCAGGAUGAAAGUUCCGACAAAGAACAAGAAGACCAAGAGCAGCCCCCACCCCAGAAGUCUGCUGGCAGCAAGAAGAAGAAAAAGGCAAAGACCCCUGAGCAAAAAGCGAUGCACGCACGCUACAUGCGCUUUAGCCGAUCGCUUAGAAGCACCCUGUCAGCAAAUAUGUACGUCGCAGAAGGACGCCGGUUGAGAUCAGAAGAGCUGGAAAGUGUGCAAAGUAUUGUGUCUUGGUUUGGUCAGCAGAAGCUACAAGUCCUCAGAGACGCUUGGGAAGCCUGCAAGGGGGAGUGGAAGACCUCUAGCCUUUUCAAGAACAUCAGCCACAAGACGACCACUUCGUCCCACGGAGCAAGGGUCUGGUUGACGCGAGCCCAGGUGGCAGAGAAGUACAAGGAUCAAAAGGUUGCAGACCAUAUCUGCGACGCAAAGCUCGCAGAUGCGGAGGUCAAAGAGAAACAAACGAAGUUCCAUCCAGAUGCAGAUGGAAACGAGGAACUUCGUCUGUUUUUGGUCUGGGACUCCGAAGGAGUUUCAGAGCGGGAAGACUCGAUCAUGGAAUCUUUGUUUCAAGCAGCAGACGAAGGGUCGGACUGCGAGUUUGGUGGUGGGAAACAUAAGAGGAAGAGGGCCGCUUCCAAGGGCAAAAAGCGUGGAAAGAGGUCAAAGAAAACUUCAAGUAGCAGCAGCAGCAGCAGCAGUGAUGAAUCUGAGGAGGACGAAGACAGCAGCUCAAGCUCAGACGAUGGCAAGAAGGGCAAGAAAGGUAAGAAGAGCAAAGGCAAGAAAAGCAAAGGUAAGAAGGACAAGAAGGAAAAGAAGGAAACGCAACAGCAAAGGGACAGAAGGGAGCGAAAGGAACAGGAGAAGCGCGAAAAGAAAGAAAAGGCAGAGUUGCAAAAGAAGGAGAACGAGAUGAUUUCCAAAGCGAAGAAGGCUGUCAACGCUGCCAGCGCCCAGAUCACGAAAGCCUCCAAGAAGGUGGAUACCAUCAACGCGAUGUGUCCCAACCUCCGCAAUUGGAUUGAGAAGGACUUCGACAGCAGCUGGAAGGCUUUGGUGAAAAAGAGGGAUCAGCUGCAAUCCGACAUUGAUCUUCGAAAAGUUGGCGAUCUGGAUCAAAGUAUUGCAGCUUGUGAGAAGGCUGAAUCCGAUUACAAAGAUUUCCUGACCCGGGUCAACUUGAAAUGCUUCGAGCGUGAGCAAAGCUAUGCGACACCUUCGAGCCCACGCAAUGGCACCUUGGCGGCCAACAGGCAUCUGCUGCUAUCUGCGGGGGUUUGGGGAGAUCCGACUUUGACUUCGAAGGGGCUUCUGCUGGCAAGGGCCCACCGGGAGUUCAAAGACUUUUGUAGGACGGAAGAAGAGGCGCAGGCUAUCUUCGACGAUGGCCGUGUCAACAUCAGAUUUCACCACGGAUUCGUGGAUGAAGACUCCAUGGCUUGGCUGAAGA